Molecule: messenger RNA, 2612 nt
Organism: Osmerus eperlanus (European smelt)
Lineage: Eukaryota; Metazoa; Chordata; Actinopteri; Osmeriformes; Osmeridae
Gene: sgsm3
Product: small G protein signaling modulator 3
Exons: 20
Coding region: 210-2555 (781 amino acids)
Molecular function (GO): protein binding
Source: RefSeq, a predicted model, not a curated record
UACAGCCGUAGUACAAACCGAUAACAGGUGCAUGACGCAAAACAGACAACCGACAACUACUAGUUUUCUUUCUAUAUAAACAAACGCAAAGACGUCGAAAGACACUGCACAACCCCGAGGACAGUAGCAACAGAAUGAUAAGAGUCAGAUCACUCUGCUGACCUUCAAACCCACAGUGGCUCACCACACACACACACAGAAACACCGGCAUGUCAGGCAGCUACACCCCAGCCCCUGGGGGCCCGUUCUCGGCCCUCACCCCCAGCAUGUGGCCUCAGGACAUCCUGGCCAAGUACUACCAGAAAGACACUUCAGAGGAGUCUGACCUGCAGUACGAUGAGUUUGGCUUCAGACUGGACAGCGAAGACGGCCCCGAGCGCCAGGUGCCCCUGGGGGGCGAGGGCUCGCCCCAGCGCGAGGACCCCCAGCAGCGCCUGCGCUGGCAGGCCCACCUGGAGUUCACCCACAACCACACGGUGGGGGACCUCACCUGGGAGCUGAUCUCGCCCUGCCUGCCGCGCUCCGAGCGCCUGCGCACCCUGGUGCUGGGGGGCAUCCCCCACAGCAUGAGGCCUCAGCUGUGGAUGCGUCUGUCCGGGGCCCUCCAGAAGAAGAGGAGCUCUGAGAUCACCUACAGAGAGAUCGUCAAGAACAGCUCCAACGACGACACCACGGCCGCCAAACAGAUAGAGAAGGACCUCCUGAGAACCAUGCCCUCCAACGCCUGCUUCUGCAGCCUGUCCAGUGUGGGUGUGCCCAGGCUCAGACGGCUCCUGAGGGGGCUGGCCUGGCUCUACCCAGACAUAGGCUACUGCCAGGGCACCGGCAUGGUGGUGUCGUGCCUGCUGCUGUUCCUGGAGGAGGAGGACGUGCUGUGGAUGAUGUGUGCCUUGGUGGAGGACCUGCUGCCGCCGGCCUACUUCACCUCCACGCUGCUGGGCGUGCAGACGGACCAGAGGGUGCUGAGGCAGCUGCUGGUCCAGUACCUGCCCCGCCUCGACCGCCUGCUGCAGGAGCACGACAUCGAGCUGUCUCUGAUCACCCUCCACUGGUUCCUGACGUCCUUCGCCAGCGUGGUGGACAUCCGCGUGUUGCUGAGGAUCUGGGACCUGCUGUUCUACCAGGGCUCCCUGGUGCUCUUCCAGGUCACGCUGGGCAUGCUGAAGAUCAAGGAGGAGGAGCUGGUGGCGUCGGAGAACUCGGCCUCCAUCUUCAACACGCUGUCCGACCUGCCCAGCCAGCUGGUGGACGGGCCCGCAGUACUGGGCGAGGCCAUGCGGCUGGCGGGGGCGCUGUCCCAGGACACGCUGGAGGCCCAGAGGCACAAACACCUGGCCUACAUCCUCAACGAACAGGCCCAGCUCAGCACCGGCAACGGUCACCAGGGCAACGGCAACCUCAACAAGGUGGUACGUCGCCAGUCUCUGCGCAGGAAGUCCACCCUGAGCUCUCUGCUGUUUGGGGAGGACGAGGCCGAGGCUCUGAAGUCUAAGAACAUCAAGCAGACUGAGCUGGUGGAGGCCCUGAGAGAGGCCAUCACCCGCACGGCCGAUCACUUCCACUGCCUGGACCCCCGGCACUCCAGCACUGAACUGACUCCAGACUACUCCAUGGAGAGCCACCAGAGAGACCACGAGAACUUCCUGGUGGUGUCCCGUAACCGACGGAGACGGGCCAAAGCCCUGCUGGACUUUGAGCGCCACGACGACGACGAGUUGGGCUUCAGGAAGAACGACAUCAUCACGGUGAGUGGGCGUGGCUGUUUGCACAUUGUUGAACGUCAGUUUCAUGCAUCUGAUUGGCUCUCGUCUUUCUCUCCUCAGAUCGUUUCUCAGAAGGACGAGCACUGCUGGGUGGGAGAGCUCAACGGCUUGAGAGGCUGGUUUCCUGCCAAGUUUGUGGAGAUCCUAGAUGAAAGGAGCAAAGAGUACUCGCUGGCGGGAGACGACUCGGUGACGGAGGCGGUGACUGAUCUGGUGAGGGGGGCGCUGUGCCCCGCCCUGAAGGCCAUCUUCCAGCACGGCCUGAAGAAGCCCUCCAUCCUGGGGGGGCCCUGCCACCCCUGGCUCUACAUCGAGGAGGCUGCCAGCAGAGAGGUGGAGAGAGACUUCAACUCAGUCUACUCCAGACUGGUUCUGUGUAAGACUUACAGGUUGGAUGAAGAUGGUAAGGUCCUCACCCCAGAGGAGCUGCUGUACAGAGCGGUGCAGUCUGUGAACAUGAGCCACGACUCUGCACACGCUCAGAUGGACGUCAAGUUCCGCUCCCUCAUCUGCGUGGGCCUCAAUGAGCAGGUGCUGCACCUGUGGCUGGAGGUGCUGUGCUCCAGCUUGGGGACAGUGGAGAAGUGGUACCAGCCCUGCUCCUUCCUGCGCAGCCCCGGCUGGGUCCAGAUCAAGUGUGAGCUCAGGGUCCUCUCCAAGUUUGCCUUCAGCCUCUCCCAAGACUGCGAGCUGCCUGCUAAGAAAGAGGAGAAGGAGCAGAGGCCACUGAAGGAGGGAGUUCAAGACAUGCUGGUGAAGCAUCACCUCUUCAGCUGGGACAUCGAUGGCUAGACACUCCUUUCUCCUGCAGUCCCUCUCCCCCCUCUCUCUCUCUCUCCCCCCCUCCUC